Physcomitrium patens is the source of this 1608-nucleotide messenger RNA. The record is from the annotation of a RefSeq genome assembly. Lineage: Eukaryota; Viridiplantae; Streptophyta; Bryopsida; Funariales; Funariaceae.
AUGGCGCAAAAAAUAAAUCCGAUUUCAGUCAGAUUGAAUCUGAAUCGUAGUUCAGAUUCAAGUUGGUUUAGUGAUUAUUAUUAUGGAAAAUUGUUGUAUCAAGAUGUAAAUUUUAGAGAUUACUUUGAUUUAAUACGUCCACCUACGGGAAAAACGUUUGGCUUUCGUCUCGGUAAGUUUAUUAUUCAUCAUUUUCCUAAAAGGACAUUCAUUCACGUAUUUUUUCUGGAUCGACUUAGCCGGUCAAGACACACAGGCCUUGGGGCAAUACAAUCGGUCAAGCUGAUUAGGCGUAUUGACGACGCUACAGAGAUACAGCGAAACGAAGUCAAGAGUCGGCGCUAUGGAUACGAUGAUAGGUUACCAUCAAUGCACGAAAUCGAUCAAUUACUUCGAAUCAGCGGUUGGAUGGCCUCCAAAAACUCUACUUCUUUGAAGAACGAUGCCCUUUUGGAGAAUGAUGACAGAAAAAUGUCAGAAAAAAGCUAUGCGUUUUCUCGUUUUGGCUCUUUGCGUCAAAUUAGCGACGUAUUUCCACAGACCAUUUUUGCAGCUGUGCGUGCUCCCUUAAAUCAUUUGGUCAUGCAAUACUUCUUUCAUCCAAAGAACCGAAUUCAAUUUGAUCCUAUUGUUAACAUAGUUUCCGAUUUGGCGGCACGGAGCAGAUAUAUGCCGGAGGAAGCAAAAAAGAAAGAGGACAGCUUGAAGGAAAGAAUGCGUUCUAUUCUCUUGAAUAAAAGCAUUUGUUCGAAAAAAGAAGGCUUAACCUAUAUGGACAAAACCGCGCAAGGCUCCUAUGUCGAAGCCUUACGAGGUUCUACCCACUUCAUUCGCCAAGCGGACAAAGUGGGCUUUGCAAGAAAAAAUAGACCCGAAAUUUCUCCGAACAUCCAAACGGCUUAUUCAGUUUGGCUUUCCUCUGAAGCUAGUAAUUCCGGAAGGACAGAGAUGCGUAGCGCAGAAGAGCUUUUAGCUCUGCGCACGGCGCUCCCCAGCUUCGCCCGGGCACGAAUGUUCCCACACCAGAAUGCCCUCCACUGCUUGCGCAAACAGAGCCUUUUAAGGCUUCAUUUUCAAAUCCAUCGCGAGCAAGGCAUGCCAUUAGCUAAUAAUUACAUAAUAAAAAGCACAGAGCCGAUUCGUCAACCCUGGUCUAUAUUGGAUUUCGGUGCUCCCUUUAUUUCAAGAGAUGCUGAAUGGAGGAAAGUUCACUCUUUGUUCAGUCGUUAUUAUUAUUGGAAAAAAAUGCAAUUUUUCUUAUCUAAUCAAACAAAAACUAAUACCUUAAUUAGGCCAGUCAAAAUAGCUUCUGUUUAUCAAAGUGCUUCUCUAAUUGCUCAAGAAAUAUCUUGGAAACUAGAACAAAAAAAAUCAUUUCGACAAAUUUGUAGAUCUACAUUUCAACAGAUUGAAAAAUGCCAAUAUGUUAAGGGAAUCCGUAUUUGUUGUUCAGGCCGAUUAAAUGGCGCAGAAAUUGCUAAAACUGAAUGCAGAAAGUACGGUGAAACCUCUUUACAUGUAUUUUCCGAUCAAAUUGAUUAUGCGAAAGCACAAGCAUCUACUCCUUAUGGGAUUUUAGGUGUCAAAGUGUGGGUUUCAUAUUUUUAA